AUGAAAGGGUGCCAGUGCCGCGAGAACCGGCUGGUGGAGGACAGGGAGUCCCGGCAGGUGACCUUCUCCAAGCGCAAGUCGGGGAUAUGGAAGAAGGCCUCCGAGCUCGCCCUGCCCUGUCGCGCCAGUCUCACCGUCGUUGUCUUUUCCGAGGCCGGCAAAGGCUUCGCGUUUGGCAGCCCCUCCACCGACGCCGUCCUGGCCUACACCGGCUACGGCGACACCAAUGCUCAUCCUGCUGCCACUGAUGACGUGGAGUGGGAGGCCCUGGAGGCGCUAUGCCGGGAGACGGAGAAGAAAGGCGUGGAGGUGGUCGUGGAGGCCGCGCGGAUGAGCGUCGUUGGGAAGAAGGUGGUGGACGUGCAGACGCAGGUGGGGAGGUGGUUCUGGUGGGAGGCGGACGUGGAGGCGCUCGGUGAGGCCGAGCUGCCCGAGUUCGCAAGGGCGCUCCAGCAUCUCAGGGACAACGUGCGCCGCCGUGCCGACAACCUGGUGUCUGCUCUACCGCCGCAGUAG
Triticum aestivum (bread wheat) is the source of this 516-nucleotide messenger RNA. Its product is annotated as agamous-like MADS-box protein AGL61. The record is from RefSeq and is a predicted model, not a curated record. Lineage: Eukaryota; Viridiplantae; Streptophyta; Magnoliopsida; Poales; Poaceae. Gene Ontology annotation, molecular function: RNA polymerase II cis-regulatory region sequence-specific DNA binding; DNA-binding transcription factor activity, RNA polymerase II-specific; protein dimerization activity. The coding region runs from base 1 to 516 and encodes 171 amino acids. The transcript has a single exon. Gene Ontology annotation, biological process: regulation of transcription by RNA polymerase II.